Molecule: messenger RNA, 906 nt
Organism: Sphenostylis stenocarpa
Lineage: Eukaryota; Viridiplantae; Streptophyta; Magnoliopsida; Fabales; Fabaceae
Source: the annotation of a GenBank genome assembly
AUGGCUUUCUUGGAGGGUAUUCCCGCGCGAAAAAGCGUAGCCGUUGAGCGAUCAAAGAAGGAAGAAAGAAAGAAAAAGAUGCUGAAAGUGUUAAGCCGGCAGAAGCAGUCGCGUGCGUUCAAGGAGUACUACUUGGAGUGGUUCAACACCCUAAAGAACAACCUCCUCCCCCUCCUCCAACGCUCCAUCGCAGGUGAGUCUCCCACCAUCCUCUCCAGCCACGUGGAGAUGCUCUACCAGCACUUCGAAUCCUACUACUACGCCCUAGACGCCGCCGCCACCUCAGACCCCGCCCAACUCCUCUCCCAGGACUGGCGCAACUCCCUCGAAAAACCUCUCCUCUGGCUCGCCGACCUCCACCCAUUCCUCUUUACUAACCUCGCCCGCUCCUUCCUCCACCAACAAUCCCCCCCCGGCACCGACCAAAAUCACCGCCGCCCCCAACCUCUCCCCUUCUCCGACCGCCCCUGGCAGGUCGCCCUUGCCUGGAGCAAACCCUCCUACUCCCUCACCGCGCGCAUGGAGCAGAUCGAAUGCAGCCUCCGCCUGAUCGUUCCCAUACUCUCUGACCGCCUCAAGCACGCGGAGCACGCCUUUGUGGGGCGCGUCGUGGGGGAUUGGUUCCGGUGCUGGGAGGAGCUGAAGAGCGGCCCCGCGAAGGCGGCGGUGGGCGCGGACGUGAAGGCGCACAUGGAAGAGGUGGUGAACGUGGUUCUUUUCGCGAACCGCGUGAGGCGGGGCGUUCUUGAGGACAUCAUUGGCGGCACCACAUUGUACCAGGCCGCCCUCUUUCUUGAAGGCCUGGCCCAAUUCCUGAUUGGCUUUAGAGACCAGGCCCUCGUCAAUGCGGUUGAACAGUCCAAGCCCUUCCCUCUUGCCGAUCACUCUCGCCCUUCCUCUCACUGA